AUGUUACCUCGAUUCCUCACCUCGUCACUGGCCAUGGAAAGGCAUUAUUUUCUGGUGCCAAAGUUUGCACUGUCGCUGAUUGGAUUCUACCCGGAACAGGAGCGAACUCUGGGCCUUCGUCUGUGGAGUUUCUUCAACUUUUUCAUACUGGCCUACGGCUGCUAUGCGGAGGCCUACUACGGCAUACACUACAUAUCCAUUGACAUAGCGACGGCCCUGGACGCCCUCUGUCCAGUGGCCUCGAGCAUUCUGUCCCUCCUGAAGAUGGUCUGCAUUUGGUAUUACCGGGACGAGCUCAAGUCGUUGAUUCACAGGGUCAGAACCUUGACGGAAGCACAGCACUCGGAGCGGAAGCUGGCCUACAAGAAGCGGUUCUUUACGCUGGCCACCAGGCUGACGACAGUGCUCCUCUGCGCGGGGUUUUGCACGAGCACUUCCUACUCGGUGAGGCAUUUGCUGGACAAUGUGCUGAGACGAGCCCACGGCAAGGACUGGAUCUACGAGACGCCCUUUAAAAUGAUCUUUCCAGAUCCUCUCCUGCGUUUGCCGCUCUAUCCCCUCACCUACAUCCUAGUCCAUUGGCAUGGCUACAUCACGGUCGUUUGCUUUGUGGGAGCCGAUGGCUUCUUUCUCGGCUUCUGUUUGUAUCUGACGGUGCUGCUGCUCUCCCUGCGCGAUGAUGUCAACGAUCUGCUGGAGGUUUCCAACAUAGAAGAGAGCCCCAACGAGGAGAAUGAGGCCCGUAUUGUGCGGGACAUGGAAAGGCUGGUGGAUCGUCACAAUGAGGUGGCGGAACUCACGGAGCGACUGUCGGGCGUCAUGGUGGAGAUCACCCUGGGGCAUUUUGUCACCUCUAGUCUCAUUAUAGGAACCAGUGUGGUGGAUAUGCUGUUGUUUUCUGGCGUUGGCAUCAUCGUUUAUUUGGUGUACACCUGUGCUGUGGGCACUGAAAUCUAUCUGUAUUGCCUGGGAGGGACGCACAUCAUGGAAGCGUGCUCGGAUCUGGCUCGUUCUACGUUCGCCAGUCACUGGUAUGGCCACAGUGUAGGCGUACAGAAGAUGGCUCUCCUGAUGGUGGCCCGCGCCCAAAGGGUCCUCACCAUCAAGAUUCCUUUCUUCUCCCCAUCGCUGGAGACUCUUACGUCGAUUCUACGCUUCACUGGUUCUUUGAUUGCUUUGGCCACGUCCGUGAUUAGAUAG
Drosophila persimilis is the source of this 1200-nucleotide messenger RNA. RefSeq names its product odorant receptor 24a (gene Or24a). Gene Ontology annotation, cellular component: plasma membrane. The transcript is spliced from 5 exons. Bases 1 to 1200 code for a protein of 399 amino acids. Gene Ontology annotation, biological process: sensory perception of smell; detection of chemical stimulus involved in sensory perception of smell. Gene Ontology annotation, molecular function: odorant binding; olfactory receptor activity. Lineage: Eukaryota; Metazoa; Arthropoda; Insecta; Diptera; Drosophilidae. The record is from RefSeq and is a predicted model, not a curated record.